Molecule: messenger RNA, 3813 nt
Organism: Pangasianodon hypophthalmus (striped catfish)
Lineage: Eukaryota; Metazoa; Chordata; Actinopteri; Siluriformes; Pangasiidae
Product: apoptosis inducing factor mitochondria associated 3
Exons: 21
Coding region: 751-2568 (605 amino acids)
Biological process (GO): execution phase of apoptosis
Cellular component (GO): mitochondrion; cytoplasm
Molecular function (GO): 2 iron, 2 sulfur cluster binding; oxidoreductase activity, acting on NAD(P)H; flavin adenine dinucleotide binding
Source: RefSeq, a predicted model, not a curated record
AAAAAGUGGAGCUCUGGGAGAAUUCAUGCUGUGUUAGCAUCCCCGAGCAACUCCAUCAAUACCGCAUACAGCUGAACUGCUGGCAAGAGACCUGCAACUGCAGCGAGAGAUAGAGAGAGAGAGAGAGAGAGAGAGAGAGAGAGGAGGAAAGGAGUGAGAAGGUGUGAGUGUGUGUGUUUUGUGUUUGAAGCUUUGAAGGGAUAAGAACCAGGAGAAGAUAAUAAAGAAUAGGACAGAGUAGGCGAGUACAUCUUACUCUGCUUUCUUCCUACUGCUUAGUGAGUGAGUGUGAGAGAGAGAGAGAGAGAGAGAGAGAGAGAGAGAGAGAGAGAGAGAGAGGCUUGCUGUGGGACUGUGUGUGGAUCCUGGGUUACUGCAGUAAAAGCGGUGCAGGACACAACGCAGCACUCCAGAAGACUUCUCAGGAGCUUGAGGAGUGGAAGGAGCCUGAAGAAGAGCUUGGUCUGGGUGCUAGAAUGUUCUCCUGCUCCUCAGAACUGUCUGUGCAGUGAGUGUGUGGACGUUGAUCUGACUGCACCUGCUUCCUCUGGGCUGUAGGCUAUGUGCAGUGGCUGAGCUGUGAUAUGGCUGAACGGGCCAAGCAGGCCCAGAAUUCCCUGCUGCAGUGCUGUGUCCACCUCCACCUCCGCUCCCUGUGGCCCACUGUGACCGUCUGAUCCCGCCCGGCCCCCCCGCGCCCUCCCUGGGCUUCCCAAUCACCAGGCCUCCUGGCUUCACUGCAGGCCCACCAUGGGAGGAUGCCUCUCCAAAACCAAACCAGUAGAGGUCAAAGUUGAGCUCACUCUCCUGGAGAAGGAGAAGGAAGCGGACCUGAUGUCUCCAAAUGGUAAGGCUAGUCCGUUCUCAGAGUGUCGUCCAAAUGGUUCUCUGGGUCACUGCUCGGAUGAGGACUCGUCCGUUCUGCGUCCCUCACACAAACACCGAGACUACAUCGAGGCCACAGUGUGCCACGUCAAAGACCUGGAGAACGGACAGAUGCGUGAGGUGGACCUGGGGCCGGGCAGAGCUCUGCUCAUUAAGGAACAUGGGGAAUUCUCUGCCAUGGGGCACAAAUGCCCACACUACGGGGCACCACUGGUUAAGGGAGUUUUAUCUAAAGGACAUGUUCGGUGUCCGUGGCACGGAGCCUGUUUCAACAUUGCAACCGGAGACAUCGAGGACUUCCCAGGUCUGGACAGCCUUCCCACUUUUCAGGUCAGAGUUGAAAAGGAGAAGGUGAUCAUACGGGCAAACAAACAGGCUCUACAGACGCAGAGGAGAACGAAGGCCAUGGCCAAGUGCUCAGCCGUCAUCAACUCCAGUACAAGCUUUAGCCACGUUCUCAUCAUCGGAUCAGGUCCCGCUGCGUUGGUGUGUGCAGAGACGCUGAGACAGGAAGGCUUCACUGACCGCAUUGUGAUGUGCAGCAUGGACAAACACCCUCCGUAUGACAGGCCUAAACUGAGUAAGUCAUUAGAAAGCACAGCUGAGCAGCUACAACUGCGCUCGACCGAGUUCUUCCAGAGCCACGACAUCGAACUGCUACUGGAGAAAGAGGUUGUGUCAGUCGAUGUAAAAACAAAAACCGUAAUGUUUCAGGAUGGCUAUAAGAUGGAGUAUAAGAAGCUCUUCAUUGCAACAGGAAGCAGACCCAAGUCCAUAAACUACAAAGGUAAAGACGUAAGCAACGUGUUUCAUCUGAGAACUCCUGAGGAUGCGAACAGCAUAGCCAGGCUGGCCAGCAGCAAGAACGCCGUCAUCGUGGGGACCUCAUUUAUUGGUAUGGAGGUCGCAGCUGCUCUUACAGAUAAAGCUCACUCGGUCUCUGUGAUCGGCAUCGAUGCGGUGCCUUUCCGUAAAGCUCUGGGGGAGAAAGUAGGGAAAGCACUGAUGAAGCUGUUCGAGAUGAACAGGGUGAAGUUCUACAUGCUGAACGAGGUGUCUGAGAUGAGAGGCCAUCAUGGACAGUUAAAAGAAGUAGUGCUGAAAAGCGGCAAGGUCUUAAGAGCAGACGUGUGUGUUAUUGGCACAGGUGCAACUCCUGCUACUGCAUUUCUCAAACAAAGUGGCUUGCACAUGGACUCCAAGGGAUUCAUAACUGUGAACAAGAUGAUGCAGACGAAUGUGGAUGGAGUGUUUGCCGGUGGAGAUGUAGUGACCUUCCCACUGGCUCUCCGUGGCAAUAAGAAGGUGAACAUCCCUCACUGGCAGAUGGCUCAUGUCCACGGGAGGGUUGCUGCUCUGGGCAUGAUGGGAAAAGCCACAGAUAUUCGAACGGUGCCUUACUUCUGGACUGCUAUGUUUGGAAAAAGCAUACGCUAUGCAGGUUACGGGGAUGGUUUUGAUGAUGUCAUCAUCCAGGGAGACUUGGACGAGCUGAAAUUUGUGGCAUUUUACACAAAGAGUGAGGAGGUGAUCGCCGUGGCCAGUAUGAACUAUGACCCCAUUGUGUCCCGGGUUGCGGAAGUCUUCGGUUCUGGAAAGACGAUUAAGAAGCGUGAUGUGGAGAUGUUCACCCACGGCAAGACAGGAGAUAUCUCAUGGUUGAUAGAUAAAGGUUUGCAGUGAGAAUCCACCAGACUUUAAUUUGGAGCUGUUUAAUGUCAGUGCUGCUGAUUUGGGACCCUGCAUGUGGGAUGAGUAGCUGAUGAAUCUCCUGCACAUUUAUGUGGUGUAAAUGUCAAAUCUUGGCUCACAUGUGGCAUGAAGCUGUUUCCUGAAAACCCAAGACUCUACACAGAGCUGUGAAUACACCUACACUCAACACUAACCUUAAAAUAAACCAGAGCUGCUUUGUAACGAGAGAACGGUUGGGUUUCGGAUGCUGAUGUGACGCUGAGCUUGGCCUUUUCUGCUUGCGCACGAAGCAACUACCUGUACACAGUGUUUAUAAAGGGGCAGUGAAAGGGGAACAUAUUUUUUUUUUGUUUUGUACAUGCAACAUUGUAAAUAGUUCUUACCUGGAAAUGCAUUGUAACAUUACGUGAUGGUUUUGUUUCUAUUAAAUCUUUGCAAGUUUGUAAUUCUACCAAUUAGCUGACGUUAAAGAUCACAUACUGGCCUUUGUACAGAUCUGCAGCUUUCAUGUUUGUAAGACCACUUUGGUAUGACGUUUGCUAGGACAUCGCCUUGUUUCAGAAAAAAAAACAUCUGAAAUCACGCUGAAUAUUUAGAAAUCUAGACUAAUCGACUAUGAUCAUUAGCAAACAUACAUCUUGCUUAAAGUCGGAGUGGCCUGAGGCCAGGUUUCAGGCUGUUUAAUGGACAUUUGAAUGUCCCAUAGGUCUUUAAUAUACGUGAGUCUGUUUUUUUAAUAAAUUAUGGAGUUUGAAACCUGGCCUGUUAUCACAGCAAACUAGUAGAAAUAUCUAAUAAAAUCAAAUCAGUAGCUUGAACGGCCCUUUUAAUGGACAAAAGCAUGUUCCCUGGGCAUCAGGCCCUUAAUGCUGACUAACAGCUCUCUAAUAUAAUGUACCUCUUAUGGUAACUUUGGUUGCCUUGCUGGUUAAUUGCACAAAAAAGUAAUAUAAGUACAUAUUUAAAGCUAUACCUCUAUAGUAAUAAUAAUAAUGCUAGCGAUAUAAAACUAUAAGCUUGUAUUUUCUGUUAUCUUUUAUUGAUUGAUGGAUUGAUUGACUGAUUGAUUGACUGAUGAAUAAUUCUAUUUUUAGAUAGUAUGCAAUAAUUCUGAAUGCUGAACUGGUAGUUUUGACCUCCUCAAGCUCCUUUUUGUUACUAACUCAGGGAUAGGAGGCUCAUAUAAAAGGGGUUUAUGCUGUUGAAAACAAAAAUAAUAAAUUUGUUGCUUUUAAA